AUGAUGGUUGCAUGGGGUCGACCAACUUUUAGUCUUACGAAUGAUCUACUUCCUUCCAUCACCUGGAAGACCUGUGUCUCUCGAUGCUUCUCUGCGUUGUACUGUGUUCUAGCAACUGGAAAUGACAACGUUUGUGCGUUAUAAGAGUAUUAUACUGUGUGGACUGUAAAACAGCAAAACUCUACAGGUGGAUUACUAGUUGCCAUAAAAGUAAACAAUACAAACAACAAAUGCCCUUCGGAUCCACUUGAUUUGUUCCCGAUGAAGAUGGAAAGCCCCUUGAUAAACUUUCUAGACUUCAAGUAUAAUAUUACAUUUGACGGUGAAAUAUGGAACUUCAAAUAUAAUUCUAAAUCAAAUGGUGGAUUAGCCCUUCCGUACAUGAGUCGAAUUCCGAAAACACAGUUUAACGAGGGGCAAAGUAUAUUUCUGUCAGCGAUCCCAUUAAUUAGCCAGUGGUCGUUGAAUUUGGUUGCACCUAAUGGAGACCUCCUUUUUCAUUUCAAUCCACGUCCCAAUGCUAAAUUUGUGGUCCGCGCAACACUGCUUGACGGUGUGUGGGGAGCAUCUGAAGAGGACGGCGGAUGGCCGUUCACGCCAAAUUCUCAAUUUAAUAUGACAAUUGUGAAUCAAGUAGCCGCUCUGCAAAUUCAUAUCAAUCAAGUGUUUUUUACAAGCUACACACAUCGGACUUCAAGCCCUUUUGAAGAUUAUGUCAAACUAUGGAUUCAAGGAGAUAUUCAAAUUCUUAAUGUAACCAUGUCGAGUUAA
Molecule: messenger RNA, 771 nt
Organism: Caenorhabditis elegans
Lineage: Eukaryota; Metazoa; Nematoda; Chromadorea; Rhabditida; Rhabditidae
Source: the annotation of a RefSeq genome assembly